ACACACACACACACACACACAUAUCCUCUCACAUACACACUCACAGCUGUUGAUACCUCUCUCUCUGAUGAGCGCCGGGGCAGCCGAGGAGCAGAGCCCGUAGGAAUCUGGGAGAAUCUGCUGGCAGCUCGACCGAAGAGCAUCUAUGUGGAAAAUCUGGACGAAGUGACUCGACUGGUUUUCUGAUCGCAGCCUGGCUCCUCGCCGUUCGUAUCCCGCGCUCUUUCUCUCUCUCUCUCGUCUUUCCCGGCUCUUCUCUGGGACUCAGUGUUGGGAUUUUUGCGCAGACAGCGAGCAACAGAGGGAACAUAGAGACAUGUGUUUUGCCUCAGCCGCCUGCCACUAUUGCCUGUUCUCUCCCAUUCACUGACUAAAGAGGAAGUACAAGGUGAGAGUCAGAGCGGCAGCCAUAGAGCGAACCAGUGAGGUGAAGCAGGCAUGAGUGUGGACAGCCAUCAGGGGGUGGUGACAACCCCUCCCCCGCCCAGUGGAGGGACUAAGGAGCGCUACUUUGACCGGGUCGACGUCAACGAUCCGGAGUACAUCAGGGCCAGGAACAUGUCACCUGACCUCCGGCAGGACUUCAAUGUUCUGGAGCAGAAGAAGCGGGUCACACAGAUCUUACAGAGCCCAGCCUUCAAGGAGGAGUUGGAGAGUCUGAUCCAGGAGCAGCAGCGGAAGGGGAACAACCCCACUGGCCUGUUGGCCCUCAGACAGAUCGCUGACUUCUUCAUGGCCAGCUCAGUGGCCGGCUUCAGCACCUCCCCCCUCAGUCUGGGGAUGGUCACUCCCAUCAACGACAUGUACGGAGUGGAAUCCACCACGAUGGUGAAAGGCGAGAAGCUGACGCGCUGCAAACUGGCCAGCCUCUACAGACUGGUGGACCUGUUCAGCUGGGCCCACUUCGCCAACUCCUACAUCACAGGUCGAGUCAGUAAGGAGCAAGACCACAUCCUUAUCAUCCCCAGAGGACUGUCAUUCGCUGAGGCAUCUGCAUCAAACCUGGUGAAGGUCAACAUCAUCGGCGAUGUGAUCGAACAGGGCUCCACCAACCUGAGGAUGGACCCCACGGGUUUCAGCCCCCAUGCUGCCAUCUACUCCAUGCGUCCAGACAUCCGCUGUGUCAUACACGUGCACACUCCUGCCACGGCUGCUGUGUCAUCGAUGAAGUGUGGCAUCCUGCCCAUUUCCCAGGAAGCAUUGAUCCUGGGCGACGUCGCCUACUACAACUACCAGGGCAGCCUGGACGACCAGGAGGAGCGCAGAGAGCUGCAGAAGGCCCUGGGGCCUACGACGAAGGUUUUGGUGCUGAGGAAUCACGGUGUGGUUGCUCUCGGGGAGACCAUUGAAGAGGCCUUUCACUACAUCUACAAUGCCCAGUAUGCCUGCGAAAUCCAGGUGAAUGCCAUCUCAUGUGCCGGCGGCGUGGACAACCUGAUAGUGCUGGACCAGGAGAAGUACAAAACGCGAGUGCACGCCUUGGCCGCGGCGAGCGCUGUCAACAUGGCCAGUACAAGCCAGUACAAGUGGAAGCUUGGCGAGCUGGAGUUUGAGUCUCUGAUGCGGAUGCUGGACAACCUGGGCUACAGGACAGGUUACGCCUACAGGCACCCCAUCGUGCGAGAGAAGCCGCGGCACAAGAGCGAAGUGGAGAUCCCCGCCACGGUCACGGCAUUCACGUUCGCCGAGGAUGUGGACGGAAGCGCCACGCGGCUGCCCUUCAAGUUCCUGCAGCAGCGGCAGCAGAGGGAGAAGACGCGCUGGCUCAACUCGCCCAACAGCUACACCAAGGUCAGCGUGGAGGGCGGAGAGGAGCGCUACAACAGCCGGACAACCACGUGGAUGAAGGCGGAGGAGACGGGAACCCCGAUCCGCAUCGAGGACCCCAAUCAGUUUGUCCCUCUCAACACAGACCCCAGUGAGGUGCUGCAGAAGAGGAACAAAAUCAGAGAGCAGAACCGGUUCGAUGUGAUGACAUCAGGGCCGCGCUCUCAGCACCUUGCAGGCAUCCCCGAUGAUGCACCACGACGGCCAUACGUGCCCACAGAGGAGGAGCAGAUGGCUCCCCUGCCUCCCAACCCCUUCAGUGAGCUGUCAGAGCAGGACAUGGAGGAGUACCACAAGAACGUGCAGAGGAGGCAACUGGGCCUCAGCGAUGGAGAGCACGAGCUAACCUCCGACGACGGCUCCACUCUCUCUCAGUCUCUGUCUCUCACCCAGUCCCCGCAAAGCACUCCAGCUAAAGAAGAGAACCACACCGGCCUGAUGAACGGCAAAGACAACCACGGCGACGUGGACGAGGAGCUGUCGAAGCGCGUCAGCCAGCUGACCACCAGCGUGGAGAGCGUGGAGAUCACGGUGCGCUCCGGCGAGAAGAUCGAGGAGGCGCUGUCCCCCGAGAGCUCGCCCUCCAAGUCGCCCAACACCAAGAAGAAGAAGAAGUUCCGCACCCCGUCCUUCCUGAAGAAGAACAAGAAGAAAGAGAAGACGGAGGCCUGAGAGCAGAGAGGCAGCAGGGGGAAGGCAGGCGGGGAGAGCGUCUGCGCAGAAGAAGAAAGAGGGGCGUCAGCCACCUUCUCUGUUUAAUGUCUGUGUUUUUAUUUUGUCUGUUUUCAAAGCCCUUUUUUGUUGUUAAUUUUAAUUUUUUAACAAAAGGUUUUAUGUGCAAAAGGCAGAAGGAUGGAUUACAUAAAAAGUGAAUUGGUUUGUAACUCAAAAGAAAGGUCUCUCCAUACACAGCAAGGUGUUUGUAUGUGGGUCCACAAAUUGAAGUGGGGUGACAUGGGUGAAUGUCCACACACCUAAUCACCUGCGCAGUGCUCUGACAGGGCUCCUUAGAAGCUGUUAAGUGUCAUCUGAGGCCAUUUAGAUCCUGAAUAACUGGCUCCUCCUGUGUUGUUUCCCAGGCUGAAAACAGAACUUGAAACCACCUCGAGCGUUUGUUCUCAAAAUCCAGUUUGAUUAAAUGAUUGGAUUGCGACACGAGGGCUGCAAAACUGCACACGUCGAAAGUAAAUCUUUUCCGUCAUGAUUCCUGCGGUCGUUUGAGGGUUUGUUUUUUACAUUCUGGUCACCUGACUCUGCUUAGGGAACUGAGAGGCCGCAUGAAAUUUGAAGUCACACUGGAAAACUGGUCUCGGGAAAGCAGCCACAGGGUCUGUGUUGAUAUAUUUGCUGUGAGGGGAGUUUCCUCUCUGCCUCUCACACCCUUCAGGCUUCUUUAAGUGCAGGCUUCUGAUACAAACCUUCUCUUCAGCUGAUUGUGGUUGGACUGCAGUUGAGUAAAGGGUCACUAGACUGGAAGAGAUAGUGAGGAUGAAGGCUGGCGGUCUAUCACGACUAAGCUGAAAUGAUCUCAAAGAGCCGCUGACUCACUAUUUAUGUAGCAUUUUCACAUCUUCUCCUCUUCAUCUCAGUGGUUUUGGGGUUUUUUUGCCAAACUAAAUGCAAGAAAAGACAAAACAAUCUCAUUUUAGUAAAGCGUCGCUGUUUGUGUCUCGUUUGUCAUCUCAUGAAAUUUGAUCUUUUUUUUUAUUGAACACAAAUUUGGUAUUAGUCAACUCUGUUUUGUACUCAUUUCUAAGCUUUUGCAGAGAAUACAGAUGUUACGCAUGUUUUCUCUUUUUGCAAGAACUGAAUUUCUAUGGCUGACUAUGUUCUGUAGUGAUGCCUGAUUGCUCAAAUUAUAUUCUAAUCUUCAGAGUACACAAAUUUACUAUAUAACACAGAUAUAUGAAAACUGGAUAUGUUGGCUAUAGAUUUUUAACUAUAUAUUUUUUAUUUUAUUGUGCUGCACUUUCCUUGUGGUAUAUAACACAUUUUAGUUGCAGGUGGUUUCACCAGUGAAGGAGAUUGUGAAGUAUUUGGUUAAAAGUUGUGCAAGUAGCAAGCAAGGCAUGGUGUCGGAGAAAGGUCGGGACCUAGAAAGUGAGUCGGAUGACGAAAGAGAGGAUAGUCUUUCAUUGGUGUCACGCAUGGGAAACGAUCUCUACUUCUCAACUCAACAAACAUUGAAAAGUAAAAAAAAAAACAGGAAGUGUAG
This is a messenger RNA of Chelmon rostratus (copperband butterflyfish), 4042 nucleotides long. It is a transcript of the gene add3a, whose product is annotated as adducin 3 (gamma) a. The transcript has 15 exons. NCBI's taxonomy places the organism in Eukaryota, Metazoa, Chordata, Actinopteri, Chaetodontiformes, Chaetodontidae. Gene Ontology annotation, molecular function: actin filament binding. The coding region runs from base 439 to 2499 and encodes 686 amino acids. The record is from RefSeq and is a predicted model, not a curated record. Gene Ontology annotation, biological process: barbed-end actin filament capping. Gene Ontology annotation, cellular component: plasma membrane; postsynaptic density; cytoskeleton.